Molecule: messenger RNA, 471 nt
Organism: Letharia lupina
Lineage: Eukaryota; Fungi; Ascomycota; Lecanoromycetes; Lecanorales; Parmeliaceae
Exons: 2
Coding region: 1-471 (156 amino acids)
Source: RefSeq, a predicted model, not a curated record
AUGGGGACCUACUCUGGCGGGCCCGUGGGAGAUCUGGACGCAGACUACGUCCAAACAGCUACAAUCCAGAACACGAGACCCUUUGACCCUGAUCUCCCAGGCUACCAAUACAACUUCCUCCCUGUCGAUGACGGCUCCUGGCGACGAGUCCAGAUAGACGUAGACUGGCUCAACACCCUGACUCCUUCCCCCCGGGCGCAGCACGUCCGGCUGGACCAGCCUCGCCGCCCUUCUUACAGACAUGGGCAUGGACAACAGUCGGGUAUGCCGGGGGCUUCCGGGGCCGUCGAUGUGUUCAAGAAUGCAUCCGCGGGCAUCGAGCGAUACCGGACCAUGAGCACGCAGGUGCGUGUGAUGUCUCUACCUACAUCGGGUGCUACUGCGAGCCAGGAGGACGUUAAGAUUCUCUUCGGUGACAAAACACCUACGGCUGGGUAUCGGGCGUCGGAGAUUGACAAGCCUUAUGGGUAA